UUAUUAUAAAGGCUUCAUUUUGCGACGAGGAACGCAGGCAAAUAUUUUGUUUACCGUUCCUCGCGGACUAUUGUUAGGGUUAUUGGAUUUUAGCGGUUACUUAUCGAUGUGGGCAAACAACGAAUUGUUUCGUUGCAUGUUAGAACAAACGAGCCCGUUGGACGCCCUGCCAAGUUAUUUAUUGUUCCUUCGUUCGUACGAUGCAUCGUCGGAUACAUUAUUGUUCGACAAGAUACAAUGUCGUUGGACGUUUUCUUGUUUUCAGUGCACGACGUGCGCUGUUACAUAAGAAGACUAGACUCAAAAUUUGAUUUAACCAGAUUCUAGCCUCGUUCGCGUAACUUGGCUAUGAGAAUCAAAAAUGACUCCACGAAAUGCAAAUUGCCGAAAAGAUGACGGCUGAUUCCGAGAAGGAUAUCGUUCAUUGUUUAAUAUGUAAUAGUAAAGUCGGCGUAUCUACUAGGAAUAGUAUACGUAUCUUUAAUGAAAAUUCUGUAACAUCAUCGGAGAAACCACUUGUAGAUACAAUUUGUAAUGUCUUAGAAAUAGAUUUAAAUGAAGAGAAUGCACAUUCUCUUGUUAUGUGUAAAAAAUGUUAUAAGUUGUUCAAUGAGGUUGAUGAGCUUGAAAGUCGAUUGACAGAGGUAAAACUAGAACUUUUCAAUAAUUAUAAGAAGACUAUCAAAAAGAUAUCCGAUGUUCAAACCGAAGAAGAAUAUAAUGAUCAUGAUUAUAUAGAAAAUGCAGAAAGUCAAUGUACAGACACAGAUAUGAAAUAUUCGCAGAGGGAUGAAGAGGAAAUGCAAGAGGAAGAGUUGGAGGGUGAAGAAGAGAGAUUGGAAGAGGAAGAAGAACCUUCCUGUGAACCAGAAGAAGUUGUUCUUAAAAUUGAACAAAUAGCUGAAGCAAGUAAUACAGAAGAGAAAAAGAGGAUGAAAAGGUCAAAAGUUUCAGCAAAAGUUGAAAUUUUGCAAGAACAAAUUGUGAGUAGAGAUGGUUCAAUAUACACCUGUUUAUUAUGUGGAACCGAAGAAGAUAAAACUGUAGGAGAUGCAAAAUCUAUUAUUGCUCACAUGAAAAGUGUGCAUGAAACUCGUUUGUAUAUUUGUGACAUAUGCGGAGACGAUUUUAAAAAAAGGAAUGAACUGUCUGUUCAUCUCGAUGAUCACGUUGCUAAGGAGGAGGGAGAUUUCCAGUGUGAGAUAUGUAAUAGAAUAUUUAGUAAUUUGCGGUUGUUCAGAAUUCAUAAACGGAUACAUUAUCCCCAAGUAAAAUCAUGGCCAUGCGAAACAUGUGGUAAACGAUAUAGUUCCAGAAAUUUACUAGAGGAACAUAUCAAUACACAUACAGGCGUUCGUCCAUACGUAUGUGAAAACUGCGGUAAAGAUUUUGCUUCCAAAUAUACAUACAAGGCACAUAUAAAAACGCACGAAGUACGACCUCGUCCGUACGAGUGUUCACAAUGUAAUAAAACAUUCUUGAGUCAACAAAAUCUUAAUCAACAUGAAAGAACUCAUAAUGGUGUCAAGGAAUAUGUUUGUCAUCAAUGCGGAAAAGCAUUUGGUUCUCCACAUAAUCUGGAAGUGCACAAUAUAGUACAUACAGGCUACAAACCAUAUAUAUGUAGGAUGUGUGGUAAAGCGUUUGCUCGUAAAGCUGAAAUAAGGGAUCAUGAAAGAACUCAUACUGGUGAAAAACCGUAUCAGUGUGAAUUUUGUGGAGCUACUUUUAGUCAAAGAUCAAAUUUACAAUCGCAUAAACGUGCGACGCAUUACAAUGACAAACGAUAUAAAUGUGACGAUUGCGGGAAGGGAUUUAAACGACGAAGACUGUUGGAUUAUCAUAUAAAAGCAGCUCAUACUGGUGAAAGACCAUAUAAAUGCGAAGAAUGUUCAGCAACGUUUGUUUAUCCGGAACAUUUCAAAAAGCAUAUGCGUAUACAUACUGGAGAGAAACCUUAUUUAUGUGAGGUUUGUGGUAAAGCAUUUAAUAGUAGAGACAACAGGAAUGCACAUCGAUUCAUACACAGUGAUAAAAAACCAUAUGAAUGUUUAGUAUGCGGUAUGGGAUUCAUGCGGAAACCUUUGCUGUACGCUCACAUGCAAACUCAAGGUCAUUUGAACGACACUAUCGUAGUUAAUCAACCGCGACUAACUACAGAAGACGAUCAGGUAAUGGCGAUUCCUGAUAACAACGUAGAACUUCUAAUGGACGAAGCAGAAAAUGAUCAGUUGGAGGAAACUGAAUUGUAUGUGACCGAAUUAAAAGAUCACGUUAUUAUACAACAAAAUGAUGACCAGAUAUAUAACGAAGAAGAUGUACUAAAUAUUCCGGCAGAAGAAAAUGUAGAUGAAGAAGUAGGCCAUCUGGUUAACGAAGAGAUCGACUUUGUUGAAAAUGAGGGAAUGGAGUGUAAAGAUGAAGAUUCGGAACAAGUAGAAGAAGUAUAUGCUUAUAACGAAACCGAGGAUGGUGAAACAAUAGUUGUACCAGCUACCUCGGAGUACAAAGAAGUAGGAGAGGAGAAGAACGCGGUUCGAUUAGUGCAAAUUCGAUUUCCAACAUCGGUUGGCGGCGAAGGUCGAAGUUGGUUAAGCUUAGUACCAAACACAUGAAACUUGGUACCACUAUUGUUAUGUACUAUAGCUUUCUGAUCAGAAAAUCGCUUCUUAAUAAAUUUCUACUAAUAAUGUAAAAUUGACAUUAAUAUGAAAGUGAGCAGCGAACCAAUACACUUUACAUGGAAUGUAAGUGUUGUGUUAAAAGUGAUGCGAAUUCGAAACUUGCAACAUGAAGAUAGAUUUAUGUUUGAACACAUUCUUGUUAUUUAAAAAAAAAACUACAUUAGUCUAAUUGAAUAGUACAUUGCGGUUGCGUUUGACCAUUAUUGGUACGGAAGGCACGAAACUUAACUUUUAACUGCAAAUUAUUGCGUGUAAUGUUAUAGUUUUAAACAGUGAUGGGUAAAUGAAGUGCCUAUAGAGAGAUCACGGUGCACAGAACGUGCAGUGAUACGGUUUAGAAAGUUAGAGAUAUAGAAAUUUCAAAUUUUCAAACUUUUGAACUCUCAAAUUUUCAAAUUUAGAAAUUUAGUGGCUUAGAAAUUUUGUACCCUUGCAGGCGCAGUUGUCCAUCACUGGUAUUAAACACGGUUUCUUAAGUUGUGUUUAGAAGAAAAUGUUUCAGUUAAUGAAAUGAAAUAAAAUUCAAGAAAUUUCUCCUUAAGAAAGCACAAGCUAAUAACGUCAAAUCAGACGGUUUAGAAUUAUUUAUCGUACAGCCAGUCAGUAGUGUAAUUUUAAUUAUUAUUUAAACUUUACAAGUCGCGUUUGUACUUUUAAUUUCUUAAUUUUUUCGAUAUUUUAUUAAGUCUCCUUUACAUUAAUAGUCCACGAAAGAAAGUUGGUCAUUCGUUUUAAAAUGAAUCAAUAACAAGUGUACUCGAAUUUUUGUUUGUACAUCUUUUCACGGUGAUUUUCACUGCUAGACUGAAUUAUAA
Messenger RNA from Megachile rotundata (alfalfa leafcutting bee), 3499 nucleotides. RefSeq lists its product as uncharacterized. NCBI's taxonomy places the organism in Eukaryota, Metazoa, Arthropoda, Insecta, Hymenoptera, Megachilidae. Gene Ontology annotation, biological process: regulation of transcription by RNA polymerase II. Gene Ontology annotation, molecular function: DNA-binding transcription factor activity, RNA polymerase II-specific; zinc ion binding. Gene Ontology annotation, cellular component: nucleus. The record is from RefSeq and is a predicted model, not a curated record.